This is a messenger RNA of Aspergillus bombycis, 1044 nucleotides long. RefSeq names its product 2-hydroxyacid dehydrogenase. The record is from RefSeq and is a predicted model, not a curated record. Gene Ontology annotation, molecular function: D-lactate dehydrogenase (NAD+) activity; NAD binding. The coding region runs from base 1 to 1044 and encodes 347 amino acids. The transcript has a single exon. Lineage: Eukaryota; Fungi; Ascomycota; Eurotiomycetes; Eurotiales; Aspergillaceae.
AUGAAGCUGGCAGUCUUCAGCGCCAAGUCCUACGAUAAGCACUAUUUCGACGUCACACUCCGCAAACAACACCCCACGCUUUGUGAGAUCACCUACCAUUCAUUCGCCCUCUCAUCCGAGACCGUUUCUCUCGCGCAAGACAGCGAUGCAGUCUGCGUCUUUGUAAACGACCAGCUGGACGCCCGCGUCCUCCAAACCCUCUACGCAAACGGCGUCCGCGCCAUUCUCCUGCGCUGUGCGGGCUUCAACAACAUCGACCUGCAAGUCGCCGAGGACCUAGGCUUCUUUGUCGCCAAUGUCCCCUCGUAUUCCCCCGAAGCGGUCGCUGAGUUCGCAGUGGCGCUGAUCCAGACCUUGAAUCGCAAGACACAUCGCGCGUUUAACCGCGUCCGGGAGGGGAACUUCAACCUUGAGGGAUUUCUGGGCCGCACACUCUACGGUAAAACGGUGGGGGUUGUAGGCGUCGGUCGUAUCGGGCUGGCGUUUGUGAAGAUACUACAUGGGUUCGGGUGUAAGCUGCUGGCGUAUGACCCAUUUGGAGGCGAGGAGUUCAAGAAGUAUGGUGAGUUUGUGGAGCUAGGCGAUCUGCUGUCACAAAGCGAUAUUGUCAGUCUGCAUUGCCCUCUUACAGAAGGUACGAGACAUGUGAUCAAUGAUGAGAAUCUCUCGCGGAUGAAGAAGGGUGCGUUGUUGGUCAAUACCUCUCGUGGCGGCCUGGUUAACACCAAGGCUGUGAUCAAUGCGCUCAAAUCGGGUCAGCUUGGUGGUGUGGCACUGGAUGUGUACGAGGAAGAAGGAUCGCUGUUCUACAAUGAUCAUUCUGGCGAGAUUAUCCAUGACGAUGUGUUCAUGCGGCUGAUGACGUUCCCUAAUGUGCUUGUUUGCGGCCAUCAGGCUUUCUUUACGGAGGAGGCGCUCAGUGAGAUCGCGGGCGUUACGUUGGGGAAUUUGGAGGACUUUUCUUUGAAGAGGACUUGCAAGAACUCGCUGGUACGCGAGGGUCAUCUGGUGGUUCCGACGGACAAGGAGCCUGUGCGGCUGUAG